Molecule: messenger RNA, 5709 nt
Organism: Sorex araneus (European shrew)
Lineage: Eukaryota; Metazoa; Chordata; Mammalia; Eulipotyphla; Soricidae
Gene: ZDHHC23
Product: zinc finger DHHC-type palmitoyltransferase 23
Exons: 5
Coding region: 92-1399 (435 amino acids)
Biological process (GO): peptidyl-L-cysteine S-palmitoylation; protein targeting to membrane
Cellular component (GO): Golgi apparatus; endoplasmic reticulum
Molecular function (GO): protein-cysteine S-palmitoyltransferase activity
Source: RefSeq, a predicted model, not a curated record
CGCAGGUGGGCGGCGGCGGCGCCGGGAUCCCCGCUCCGGCCGCGCUCGGGGGCGCGCAGGGCCCCGGCGCGCGCGGCCGCAGGUGCGAAUCAUGGCACGCCAGGCCCGGCCGCCGGCCGCCGGCAGGAGGGACGCGCGGGAGCCCGAGCUCGAGCCGCUGUGCUGCUGCGAGUACAUCGAUGGGCACGGGGAGAAGAGCCACGUGGCCGCCUGCCUGUGCGACUGCCAGGACCUGGAUGAGGGCUGCGACAGAUGGAUUUCUUGUAAGUCUGUGCAGCCAGAGACCUGUGAAAGAAUCAUGGAUACAAUCUCUGAUCGUCUCCGAAUCCCCUGGCUUCGGGGAGCCAGGAAAAUCAACAUCAGCCUUGUGCCCCCGCUCGUCCUCCUGCCCGUCUUCCUGCGAGUGGCCUCCUGGCACUUCCUCCUGGGGGUGGUGGUUCUCACCUCGCUCCCUGUGCUGGCCCUGUGGUACUACUACCUCACCCACAGAAGGAAAGAACAGACUCUGUUUUUCCUGAGCCUUGGAUUGUUUUCUCUGGGCUACAUGUACUAUGUGUUCCUGCAGGAAGUGGUCCCCAAAGGGCGUGUGGGGCCCCUUCAACUGGCUCUUCUCACCUGCGGGCUAGUUUUGAUACUCUUAGCCUUGUACCGAGCCAAGAAGAAUCCAGGCUACCUCAGAAAUCCAGCGAGCAACGACAGACCCCUAAGCAGCAGCCAAAUCGAAAGUCUGAACAGAAAAGGGCAGGAGAAGCCCAAAGGGUUCCCUGGUCCAGAUCUGUCAGGAAGCCUCAGCAACCGCACCCCGAAGGAAGACCCCAAGGGCCCUGGCAGCAGGCUGGCCGGGAGCCCUGCCCAGGGGAAGGAGGACUGGUGCGCCAAGUGCCAGCUGGUGCGCCCGCCCCGGGCGUGGCAUUGCCGGAUCUGUGGCAUCUGUGUGAGGAGAAUGGAUCAUCACUGUGUCUGGAUAAAUAGCUGUGUUGGAGAAUCGAAUCAUCAAGCAUUCAUACUUGCCCUCUCCAUCUUCCUGCUCACCUCGGUGUAUGGGAUCACGCUGACCUUGGACACCAUCUGCCGAGACAGGAGCGUCUUCACUGCUCUCUUCUACUGUCCUGGAGUGUAUGCGAACUACAGCUCUGCUCUGUCCUUCACCUGUGUGUGGUACUCUGUGAUCAUCACCGCGGGCAUGGCCUACAUCUUCCUCAUCCAGCUCAUAAACAUCAGUUACAACGUCACCGAGAGGGAAGUCCAGCAGGCCCUGCGACAGAAGACCGGGCGCCGGCUUCUCUGUGGGCUCAUCGUGGACACAGGCCAGUACAAUCGGGGCUUCCUGCGGAACUGGCACCAGUUCUCCACCCUGGGCACUCACCCGGUCCACCACCCUGCUGAGAACAUUGUCUGAAGUGCCUUCUGUGUCGGCUUCCCAGGGGGGACGGCUCCACCCUCUGCUUCCUUCCUUCCCGUGUACAUCUUUUUCAGUGUCCACGAGAGGCUGUUUGUUUUGAUCCCCCGUUUCUUAAGCACAUCCGAGAGCCGGGCUCAGGUCUAGAGACUAGACUGGGAAGAAGUUCUUUUCUCUGACUUCACAGCUGGAAAGUAGAGCCAUUCCUGCCAAGUCAUCUGAGUACCCCUGUGCCCAGCGUGGGGAAAGGAUGCUGUGCUGGCGCCCGGGCGAGGACAGCACACCCGCUCGUGAGCACAGGAGCGAGAGUUCUGCUUCGGGAUCCUCUGCUUGCCCGUUCAGUUCCUAAUAGCCAUAUGACCCUUUGUGGAGUCACUUCCUGAGUCUCAGGUUCAUCUGGGAAGUGGGGUGCGGAGCUUGCCCUGGCUCCCUCACCCCGCGGUUGUGAGGGCCACAUGAUGGAAGAGCACUGUGGAACACAUAACUAAAGCACAGAGAGGUUUGAAGAAUCACGAGGAAAAUCUUAAAUCAGAGUAUUGAAACGAAUGCGACUGGAGGUGUCAGCUUCCCGAGCUGCAAAGUGGAAGAGAUCCCGAAGUUCUGGCUUAGACAGUAGGGAAGUUUCAGUCGCCCAAGUAUCAGAUAUUCAUUGCUCAAAUGGUCAGAUGGAUUUAUAUCAUCACCCAAUCCUGCAUGGACAGUUGUUACUAAUUAACAUUAUUAUCCCUAGUAUAAUGUAAGUGGUCAUGAGUCGCGGUGAGGAGUUCUCCUGUUUUAUGUAUUUAAACCCACACUGCUGGAUUCACUCCAGCUCCAGUCGCAUUAACGUUUUUCGCCUCCCCAUGAUUUACCCCGUAAGGUGCUACCACACUUGUGAUAAUGGCUUGACCAGAACAGACUCCCCUGUGGGAAACACUUCACUCUCUUACCUGCGUGGCUUGACUGAUUAUUAUCAAGGGCUUGAUUUUGGAGGUUGUUGUUCACAUAAGUAUUUCAGAAGCCAUUAGUUACAGCACUACGGUGCAAAAUUCACUGUUGACAUUCAUGUCGUUCUAGCAUGAAGGCCUGUGAGGAGUUGAUUGACAGCUUCCUACGUAACUUGCACAUUACUUCUCAUUCACCUUUUGCUAGUAUUUCACUGACAGAAAAAGCAGGGUCUGUGUGGAUCUACUAAUAGGUUCCAGUUUUCCUUGCUCUCCCUAAAAUGUCAGCUUGUUUCUUUACUCUAGGAACUGAAAUGAAGGAUGAAAUAUAGAAUGUGUUUUUUCUCUAUCACAUUAUAAUGAAGGACUUUUGGGUGGAAAGUUAUUGAAAGACUUGUUUGUCUACGUGUGCUGUUUUUGAAAUCCCAAAGAUAAAUCAUGUGCCCUUAAGUUUACCUGACUUCUAACCGAAUACUGGAAAAUCUUGCCAGCUUUGUCUUUUCUGUGCAUGCUGCUUUAGCACGAGGUUUAUAAAUGUAGAGGGGAAGCGCUGCCCGCCUGCAGCUCUGCCCUCUGCAGUUUAGAUUAGCCCCAGUUCUGCCCUUAAUUGGGGUUGUCUUUAAGGCAGUUGCCACCUUUUUUAUUCAGGUUUGUCAUUGCCGUCCCUAGAGGUGGAUUGUUUAGCAAAAACAGACUCCUUAUUCCACUGGGAUAAGCCGGAGAGCUUGCCCGGGGUGCCGGCGGAGACGGCAGCUGCCACAGCGAUGCCCUCUCCUGGCCCAGCGUUGAGCAUUUGUUUGUAAUUACCAUUGGAUCUGAUCUGACUCCUUUUUGUGUAGGUUGAGCUGAGAGAGAAUCAUGUCAAGGGCAGCACGCGGCCAGAAAUCUCUAGUUGUCAAGUCCCCUAAGUGACAGAUGCACAGCCAGUUCUAGUUGUCUAGCAGUUGUUAAUAAAAUUCAUAGAAAUGUUCGUACAGUCAGUACUUUAUGGCUUGCCAAAUCUUUCGCAGAGCCUCGAGAUGUGGGUGAUCUGAUGAAGAUGAGUAAGAUUGCCAAAGAAACAAGACAUUUGAGAGAAUUCAGCAAUGAACGAACAUCUUCUGGGCUGAAGAGAGAGUUCACUGGGCAGGGUGCUUGCCUACAUGUGGCCGACCCAGGUUCGAUCCCUGGCACCCUGUAUAGUCCUCUGAGCCCCACCAGGAGUAAUACCUGAGUGCAGAGGUAGGAGUUACCCCUGAACACAGCUGAGUGUGGCUCCAAAACAAACAAAAAAAAAAAAGGAAGGAAGGAGAUUUCUUCUGAAUUACUGAAAAGGUGCUUGUUUUAAAUUCCUUUAGAACUUCAAUAUUGGCUACUUAAAGGAGAAAGUGGAAACCUUUGAAAAGCUAAGUGGUUUUGUGAGAUAAAGGGUUCCUGAAGUACUCAUACGAGAAGGAGCUAGGAGCUGUUUAGGGUCAGGAACACUCUCAGUCAAUAUUUGGAGGCAGUUAUUUGUUUAAAGCAUGUUUAUGGGCUGAAACGAUUUGAGAGAUUUGUCUUUGUAAAGGAUAAACCCUCUGUGAAUUAAUCCCAGAGAAACAUUUUGUUGUGACAGUAGUGGGGGAAUUGCCGUGAGCCUCUAAAACAUUUUUUGGCCAUCAGAGCAGGUUUCUCCCAAGAUAAUUCUAGUUAGCCUUAGUUAAUAUAUCCUGGAUGUGGAGCUUUAUCAGUAAGCUCCUAGAUUCCGACCAAUUAGAUUAAUAUCAUGCACUUGUAUUCUCUUCCUGUGGAAGAGAAAUGGGCCCAUUUGCAAUGCUUAGGGUAGAAAUAGUCAAGGAUCAGGACUGCAUGAAGGGAUAAAAGGGCUUCAAUAUUUUAAAUGUUCCUGAAGAUACCCAAAGAGUAUUUUGUGGUUCUAGGUGGGCCCACCUGAAAUGAACUGAUCAUUAAUAAUGCUUCCUUUGAAUGGUAUCGCUAAUGUUGCUCAUCAAGCCUUAAGUGUGUUUCAGGCCUGCUGGGCUCUUACCUCAGCCACAUGGUUGUCUGCAUUUAGGAUACUGUGAAUCUUUGCUAUUUAAGUGGUUGUUUCCUUUGGCGAAGGAAGUAAUUGCUUCCACUAGGUAGUCGGCCUACAGAAAGACUGCUGCAAAUUUUCACUUAUACAGUAGGCCUUGAUACUUCUAAUAUUUUUAGCAAGAAAUAAUUUUCUAUAUUAGAAUCUGCCACUGCCAGAAAAUAUGAUGCUAGUCAAGCUCUCCAUAAUAUGGACCGUCUGCGUAAUAGCAUCUGUAUCUUUCGGGUAGGACAUCAGCUUUUUGUCAUAUAGCUCAACUAACAAGCAAAAAUAUGACAUUUGGAAACACAGUUUUAAAAAUUAGAGGUGAGGUUCAAGGAUCUCUCUGUGCUAUGUGAAUGGGUUUAUAGCACUUAAUUUCAUUUUAGCCUGACUUGGGCACUUGCCUUUUCAAAAGAAGAAUUUUCUCUAAUGGACAUGUUUGAGACAUCAGUUUGCUUGAGUACUUGCUUAGAACCUGGUUUUCAAAGCAGCAUACUAAUGUGUUAUAUUAAAAAUGGAGAGGCAGUGGGUGAGUGGGUGAAUGAGAGGUAUGCCUAACUUAAAACUGAAUAAAAUUCAAUGUUCUGAGGUGUGUGCUAUAGUUAAAAGACUGUUUUGUAGAAUUACUAAGUGUGAUCCUGUUGCCCGAGGACUGUAACCUUGCCUCAGCUGGCACUGAAGUUUCACCAGGACGUCAGCAGCAGGCCACCAGUUGCACUGCUGAUGGAAACAAGUUUCUCAGUAGCCAUGGCUGUUUCGAGUGGGGCUUGGGACUUGCAGCAUCCUUUCUGGUGGCGCUUUUCACUUCUUGAACAUUUGUCCUUUGAAUACAAAGCUCUGAAAGCAGAGCUAGUCUAGACUGGUUAUUAAUGCAGCUAAAUUUCCUUCUUCGGAUGGCGCCACUGACAAGAUGCCAUGUACAGACCCUGUAAGCCAACCUGUGAUUCGAUGGCUUGGCUGUUUGAUGGUUCAAGUUAUCAGGGAUUUUGAGCCUUUUCACUUGAUUGCAUUUCUGUUAGACUAAAGGGAGCCUGGAAUUUUACCUAAUACUAAAUUUGAUAUUUAAUGCAUAUGGCCUAGCAACAACUACAGGGGGUGUCUGAAGCCAUCUCUGGAGGCUGAGGGGCUAAAUGUUUGCACUUUUUUAAUACUUGUAUUCAUGCCUCUUCUCAUCUCAGACUUCGACCCAAGGCCUUUUAAAUGGAGACUUAAAAGAUUACUGCAUUUAUGUAAAAAGUGUACUGUGACCAAGUUGUUUAAAUGGAAAUAAAGUGCUUUCUUUAAAAAGCAUUGUUGAUUCACCCUUUUUUAAUCUACAAGCACUAAAAUAAAAUUGUUACUUGAUUUCUGGA